Messenger RNA from Wasmannia auropunctata (little fire ant), 3461 nucleotides. RefSeq names its product adenosine receptor A2b-like. Bases 317 to 1945 code for a protein of 542 amino acids. Gene Ontology annotation, molecular function: G protein-coupled receptor activity. The transcript is spliced from 4 exons. Gene Ontology annotation, cellular component: membrane. Gene Ontology annotation, biological process: adenylate cyclase-activating G protein-coupled receptor signaling pathway; G protein-coupled adenosine receptor signaling pathway. NCBI's taxonomy places the organism in Eukaryota, Metazoa, Arthropoda, Insecta, Hymenoptera, Formicidae. The record is from RefSeq and is a predicted model, not a curated record.
GACUCGUGUAUACGUUUCCCGUCUGGUACUCGCCGCGCGCGAAAAUUAUAUCGCGGGAUAUUAAUAAUCGCUGAGGAUUUAAGAGAUAUCGGGCUUCCUUGAAGAAAAGCAAUGAGUGCCGCUCGUACGGCCGGGAAGUGCCGCGACGUCACGAUUGCUCCGAUCGAUUGCUCCGUGCCGCCGGUGUAGCGCCAUGCCCCGGCGUGAUCGCGAGGGGAUCGCGACGUGGAUCGCGCGCCGUGCAAUCGUCCCGCAUCAUCCCCGACGGCGUCACCGUUAAGAACCCCCCGACCGCGGGUGUGAUCAUACCCCCCCGAUGAUCGUCGCGAUGGGAUUCCCGUCGAACGCGACCGAUUCGCCGUUCGAUUACUUGGCGGCCCACACCGGGCCGACGAACGCGUCGUCCGUGGGCGCUGAACUGAAUCUACCGUACACCGUCUGCGAGAUCCUGGUCGCGGUCUGCGCCGUGUUCGGCAACGGCCUGGUGAUCAUCGUCUUCGGCAAGGAGCGGAAGCUACGCAGACGCACCAACUACUACAUCGUCUCGCUGGCGACGGCCGACCUGCUGGUCGGGCUGUUCGCGAUCCCGUUCGCGAUCCUCGCGAGCAUCGGCCUGCCGACGAAUCUGCACGCCUGCCUGUUCACCGUCUCGGUCCUCGUCGUCCUCUGCACCAUCAGCAUCUUCUGCCUGGUGGCGGUGUCCGUCGAUCGUUACUGGGCGAUACUGCAUCCCAUGGGAUACUCGCGCACCGUACGCACCAAAACUGCCAUAGGUAUAAUAUGCGUGUGCUGGGUAGCGGGCACUCUGGUGGGCUUCCUGCCGCUUUUCGGAUGGAACGCCGGCGAGAAGGACGACCAUAGGUGCAUCUUCACCAACGUCAUGGACUACGACUACCUCGUGUUCCUGUACUUCGCCACGAUCAUCUUCCCGGCCCUGCUGAUCGCGGCUUUCUACGCCCAUAUAUACCGGGUAAUCGUGAAACAGCUACAGCAAAUCGUCACGAUGGACCCCGGCGACCCACCCCGGAAGGGCGGCGGUUCCCUUCGCGUCGGCAUCAUGCGGCUCGGGCUGCGCUCCGGUCAGUUGGAGCGUUCCCAUCACACGACAGGUACGAUGCUGCGUUGUCUUGGCGCUGCGCGGAAACGAGAGGUCAAGGCGACGCAGAAUCUUUCUCGCAUCGUCGUCUUUUUCAUCGUCUGCUGGUUUCCUCUGUACACGAUAAACUGCGUGAUGGCGUUCUGCCCGCAAUGCGAGGUGAACGACUUCUUCAUGAAGUUCUGCAUUAUCCUUUCGCACCUCAACUCGGUGGGCAAUCCACUCCUCUACGCCUACCACCUCAAGGACUUUCGCAUCGCCCUCAAGAACUUCGUCUGGCGGCUGCUCUUCCCGCACAGCGACGUCAAGUCCAGCGUGAUCAGCGUGAUCCAUGAUCGCGGUUCCCUCGUCGGUUCGCAGAGGCAGCUUCAGAGGCGAUUCAGCGGCUUCGAUCAGCCGAGAAGUCAGAGGCCGAGCUUGCUCCGACAGGUGAUCGACGGAAGCAGAAGGAUGGACGGCGCGUACGCCGAGAGGCGCGUCCCGUCGAUCCGGGAGAAGGAAACGCACCAGAAGAUUGCGGACGCCGGCACCGCGGUCGGAGGUGCGGUUCUAAUCAGCAACUCCGCGCCGGCGAACAAACGGAUGAGCGAGGAGGAAUUGGCCAGCGACGGCGACCUCGUCGACUGCAACGAUGACGCGAACGACCGUGAAAUCUCCUGCUCGAUGGAGCUGCAAACGUACAAGUCGCUGGCGCCGCUCCUGCCCGCGGAGGAGGACCACGUCGAAGAAACACCGCCCGCGUCGAUCUUCGUGAUCGAGGCCGAUGUGAAUCUGAUGAAUCACGCCUCUCCCGAACAUCUCCUGGUUUUGGAAGAAUCUCGAGACAGAAUCGACGUAGAGGGCGGUUAAUGGGAGUAAUUGUGAAGAAGAAAAAAAACUGGGACUAAUGAGCGAAAAUUUGCAUUUUUUUUCCUUAAAAAUCUCUCGAUGUGCCGAUCUUUUACUAUUAGUUACUCUCGUCGAGCGUGCCAUCUAGCUCACGUCACACGUGUUUUAGCGUAAGUUUUGUAAUGAGUUGAACAUUGAAAUGGAGCGACAAAGUGAUAUUAUACUGCGCACACACAUACACACAUUUGAAGCUUCGAAAAAGACAAGACGAACGGAGCGUGGUACGUCUGACUUCCUUUUUUUAUCACGUAUUGUAAAUAUAAACUAGAAAAAUAAAGUAGAACAGAUAUUGCAAAAAUCCCCAUCCGAGAGACAUCCGAAGAGAAAGAACGUGUUCUCGAACGCCUGGCGAGGAUAAUGCGGUAUCGUGCGCGAGACUCGUGCAGGAUCGACCAGAGUGAUAAAUUGAUAAAUAUAUACCGAGGGGACAAUAUAUACUUAAUGUUGUACAGUAGAACAGUGCAUGUCGCGAUUGUGUGUCCACACGUGUUUCCGUAGAACAUUUGCACGAUGCUUGUGCAAAUACUCUGCAUAUCACACAAUUGACAUAAUAUAAUAGACUAUAUCGUCGCGCUCCAUUUCUCCCCUUUCCUCUCAUACUCUUUACACGUAAUAUUUGCUGUAUUGUAUGCGCGUUCGACACAUACGUAUAUCGCUUAUAAUCUUUUUCAAAGUUACUAAACUGAUUGCUACUUUAAUCAACAAACAUAUCGCGAUACAAAUAAUUAUCAACCGUGCCCGUUAUUAAAUUUAACAAAAUUUGAUGAACUGCUCUCCGAAGAUGAUAAUUGAUAGAUAACGAAAUUGCAAUAAUUGAUUAAUUUUAAUCGAACUCCAAAAUUGCGGACGUUGUUUACCAAAAUAUCUGACGCAAGCCUUUAAAAAAAAUAAGACGUUCAAUUGAAUUUUUAGUGGACAUCAAAAUUCUCAGCAAGGAAUUUUCGUUUAAUCUUUCCUAGCUCUGUCAAACGCUAUAAAUAUAUAUAAAUGCACAUUUUUCUCUCUCCUCGAAAUACGGAGUACACUACAAGUUUAUUAAUUGUUAAUUAAAAUCGUGAGAUGUUAAAUUAACAAAUGCGAAUGGAUGUUGAUAAGUUUGACCAUUUUAAUAUUCACGUCUCUCCUCUCUCUUUUUUUAGCCCUUUCUACCUAUUUAUUUUAGCGUCGACUAUAUUAAAGAUUUAGAAAAAUCAUUAUUGUGCUAUUUUUGAUUAAACAAGAAUUUUAUAGAUCCCACCAAAUUUUAAGUAUUUUUUUAUUGAGAACUCCAGAUUCUGAAAUCUUGAAACCUCAUCGUGACGAUUCUUUUAUAAGAGAAUAAAAUCAGCCGAAAAGGAUACGUGUGUAAUAAUAACGCAUGCGAAUUUCUAUAAGCGUAUAAUAAGCACCCUGUGUAUCGCAAUGCGAGCGAACAAAAUCAAUGUCAUUAAAAGCUUCGCGCGUGUAAUUCAGAUGUGCAUUUGAUGCUUAAUUCAUU